AUGGACAGGUUUUUGAAACACAAAAAAGCUGCUUCAUCGGAUUUACCAGAAGGCCCAGAGGCUGAAGCAGGUACUAGUGGUAUUAGCAGUACCAGCAAGGAUACGACUGCUAAUACAAGAACCGAAUAUAUAAGUUUCUCAUCAUCUGAUUCUGAGGAAGAAUCUCAUCACUCUAGAACUAAAUCAGCAGAAGUUACAAUGAUGGAUUCAGAAACACAUAUGGCUGCUAUUGACCGAGUUUUGGAGAAUUGGGAAGCCCUUAGAUUGUUUUUUCAGAGUGAAUACUUGGAAGAAGAACUCCAAGCUGCCAAAGAUCUUAUGGAAUCCCUCGAAAAUCCUAUUUUCAAGGUUUAUAUAACUUUUUUAUCCUAUGUAUUAGAGCAAGUUAAUAAAUUAAAUUUAGAAUUUCAAGCAGAAAAACCAAAACUACACCUUCUCUUAAAAAGAACUAGCGAUUUAUAUAGAUCAAUAUUAAGAAACUAUGUUAAACAGUUAUUGAUAGCCACGGAUUAA
Ceutorhynchus assimilis (cabbage seed weevil) is the source of this 513-nucleotide messenger RNA. Lineage: Eukaryota; Metazoa; Arthropoda; Insecta; Coleoptera; Curculionidae. The record is from the annotation of a GenBank genome assembly.